AUGCCUUUCGCCGGCGAUACAAAUGACCACGGCUCAUUUGAGUUCACUUCCCCGCUUUCGUUUGUGAAGUUGAUGGCUUUGGAACGGCUUGAGGAUACGGAGAUACCCCAUGCCAGCACAACCGAGCCAGAGAAAGUGGAACGUUUCCGCUCGCUUGCAGCUCCAUUCCCUCCGGGUGAGGGAACACGUUCAUUCGGUGGACAUGUAUAUGCUCAAUCGGCAUAUGCCGCCUCAAAGACCGUCGGAAAGGGAUUUGUGGUCCACGAUAUGACUGGUACAUUCAUUCUUGGAGGCCGGCUGGACAUCCCCUAUGUUUACAGCGUUCGGCAUGUUCGAGAUGGCUUCAUGUAUUGCACAAGAGCAGUCGAUGCUCGCCAAGAUGGAAAGAUCUGUUUCUCAUGUCUAUGCUCCUUUAAGCGUGAUGAGAAUCAAACAACGUUUCACCAUCAACCUCCACCAGUCCAGGAACGGUUUCGAGACAUUCUGACCAGGAAACGGCCUGAACAACAGCCUAUUAGCCCCAGUGUUGAUGCAGACUGGUGGAUUGAGAAUGUUGAACAAGGAAACAUUGCUGAGCGAGAAUUUCCCGGACUUGAUGUACGAAAGGUCGACAUGAAAGACUCGAAUAAAACGAAAUCGAUCCAAGAGUCGCCAGAGAAAUAUCGCCAACUCACUCAGUAUCGACUGAAAGGAAUGCCAGACGAAGAUUCCAAGGCAAGUCUUGCCCAGAUCAAGGAGAGGGAACUUGCUGGGGAAUAUGAUAAUCUUUAUGCUUGCGCACACAUGUACUCAAGUGACAAGAACUCACUCCUCCUUAUCCCACGGGCACUUGGUAUCAAGAAUUGGGCUGAAAUGGCCAGUCUUACUCUGACAGUGAUUGUUCACCAGCAUGGGUCGGCGUUGAGAAUGAUUGAUUGGGAUGCUGUUUCCAACGACCCUGGCUUGACUCCCCCUAUGAAGUGGUUCAUCCAAGAAGGGUGGACACCACAGUCUGCAGAAAACAGAGCUGUGCAUGAGAGUUAUCUAUGGGCACCCGAUGGCACACUUGUUGCUACAUCAUUACAAGACAGCAUGCUUCGAUUGCGCAAACUUGGGCGUGCAGGGAAUCUGUGA
Molecule: messenger RNA, 1113 nt
Organism: Penicillium macrosclerotiorum
Lineage: Eukaryota; Fungi; Ascomycota; Eurotiomycetes; Eurotiales; Aspergillaceae
Product: acyl-CoA thioesterase
Exons: 2
Coding region: 1-1113 (370 amino acids)
Biological process (GO): fatty acid catabolic process; acyl-CoA metabolic process
Cellular component (GO): peroxisomal matrix
Molecular function (GO): fatty acyl-CoA hydrolase activity
Source: RefSeq, a predicted model, not a curated record